Messenger RNA from Jaculus jaculus (lesser Egyptian jerboa), 162 nucleotides. It is a transcript of the gene Misfa, whose product is annotated as SPTY2D1 opposite strand. NCBI's taxonomy places the organism in Eukaryota, Metazoa, Chordata, Mammalia, Rodentia, Dipodidae. The record is from RefSeq and is a predicted model, not a curated record. The transcript has 2 exons. The coding region runs from base 1 to 162 and encodes 53 amino acids.
AUGAUUGUGCUGGGCUGGAUGCUUUUUGUCGGACUUGCAUGUUACAUGGGCACAUUUCCAGAGCUGAUGCCUCCCACUCUAAGGUGGAAAGAGAAGAUGUCUGUCCUGGAGAGCAAGACUGAAGGGAGGAGACAGGCACUGGAGGAGGAGCUGCUGCUGUGA